ACAACCUCGAACUCCUGGGCACAAGAAAUCUUCCCACCUCAGCCUCCCACGUGGCUGGGACGACAGGCGUGUGGCACCACACUCGGCUCAUUUUUCAGUAGAAACAAGGUCUCCCUGUAUUGCCCAGGCUGCUCUUGAAUUCCUGGGCUCAAGGAACCCUCAUGCCUAGCUGACAGUUUUUCCUUUUCACUUACAAUAUUUCAGCCCAUUGUCUUCUGGCCUCCAAAGUUUCUGGUGAGAAAUCUGAUGAUCUUAUUGAGGAUCCCUUGGAUGCUUUUAAGAUUCUCUUUGGCUUUGGCUUUCAACUGUUUAAUAAUGGGUUUUCGUGUGGGUCUCUUGAUUUCAUUCUGCCUGGAGUUCAUUGAGCCUCUCUAAUGUUUAUAUUCAUGUUUUUCAUCAAAUGGGGGGGUUUUGAGUAAUUCUUCAGAUACCCUCUCUGUUCCUCUCCUGCUUCCUGGACUCCCACGGAUCUGUUGGGGUCCCCGAGGCCCCUGAGCACUGCUCACUUUUCUUCGGUCUCUUCUGCUUUUUCCUCAGACAACAUGAUUUUAUUGUUGUAUCUUCAGGCUCACCAAUUAUUUCCUCUGCCUGCUCCAUCUGCUUGUGAGUUUCUGUUGUGAAUAUUUACUUUUUAGUGUUUAUUGUGAAUGUGUACUUAUUAGCUCUGGAGUUUCUCUCUGGUUUCUCGUUGAAUCUUCUGUCUCUGUUGAUAUUUCCGCUGUGUUCACGCGUCAUUUUCUUGACUUUCUCCACAUCUUCCUUUUGUUCUCUGAGGAACUGAAGGUUGAGACAGUUCGUGAAGUCUUCGUCUGGGACAUCUACCAUCAGUGUCCGCACAUCACCGAACGAUGAGAGAGGACUACGGCGACAAAGUGAAAGCCAGCCACUGGAGUCGAAGCCCGCCGCGGCCGCCGCGGGAGCGGUUCGAGUUGGGAGACAGCCGGAAGCCAGGUGAGGCCAGGCCGGCGCCUGCGCAGAGGCCAGCACAGUUAAAAGAAGAGAAAAUGGAAGAAAGAGACCUGCUGUCCGACUUACAGGACAUCAGCGACAGCGAGAGGAAGACCAGCUCAGCCGAGUCCUCAUCAGCGGAAUCAGGCUCAGGUUCUGAGGAGGAAGAGGAGGAGGAGGAAGAGGAGGAGGAGGAAGGAAGCACCAGUGAAGAAUCAGAGGAGGAGGAGGAGGAGGAGGAAGAGGAGGAGGAGGAGACCGGCAGCAACUCUGAGGAGGCGUCAGAGCAGUCUGCCGAAGAAGUAAGUGAGGAAGAAAUGAGUGAAGAUGAAGAACGAGAAAAUGAAAACCACCUCUUGGUUGUUCCAGAGUCACGGUUUGACCGAGAUUCCGGGGAAAGUGAAGAAGCAGAGGAAGAAGUGGGUGAGGGGACGCCGCAGAGCAGCGCCCUGACGGAGGGCGACUACGUGCCCGACUCCCCCGCCCUGUCACCCAUCGAGCUCAAGCAGGAGCUGCCCAAGUACCUGCCAGCCCUGCAGGGCUGCCGGAGCGUCGAGGAGUUCCAGUGCCUGAACAGGAUCGAGGAGGGCACCUAUGGAGUGGUCUACAGAGCAAAAGAUAAGAAAACAGAUGAAAUUGUGGCUCUGAAGCGGCUGAAGAUGGAGAAGGAGAAGGAGGGCUUCCCGAUCACGUCGCUGAGGGAGAUCAACACCAUCCUCAAGGCCCAGCAUCCCAACAUCGUCACCGUUAGAGAGAUCGUGGUGGGCAGCAACAUGGACAAGAUCUACAUCGUGAUGAACUACGUGGAGCACGACCUCAAGAGCCUGAUGGAGACCAUGAAGCAGCCCUUCCUGCCAGGGGAGGUGAAGACCCUGAUGAUCCAGCUGCUGCGGGGGGUGAAGCACCUGCACGACAACUGGAUCCUGCACCGCGACCUCAAGACGUCCAACUUGCUGCUGAGCCACGCCGGCAUCCUCAAGGUGGGUGACUUCGGGUUGGCGCGGGAGUACGGAUCUCCUCUGAAGGCCUACACCCCGGUCGUGGUGACCCUGUGGUACCGCGCCCCAGAGCUGCUGCUUGGUGCCAAGGAAUACUCCACGGCCGUCGACAUGUGGUCGGUGGGCUGCAUCUUCGGGGAGCUGCUGACUCAGAAGCCUCUGUUCCCAGGGAAGUCAGACAUCGACCAGAUCAACAAAGUGUUCAAGGACCUGGGGACCCCCAGUGAAAAAAUCUGGCCCGGCUACAACGAGCUCCCCGCAGUGAAGAAGAUGACCUUCAGCGAGUACCCCUACAACAACCUCCGCAAGCGCUUCGGGGCCCUGCUCUCAGACCAGGGCUUCGACCUUAUGAACAAGUUCCUGACCUACUUUCCCGGGAGAAGGAUCAGCGCUGAGGAUGGCCUCAAGCACGAGUAUUUCCGCGAGACCCCCCUCCCCAUCGAUCCUUCCAUGUUCCCCACGUGGCCUGCCAAGAGUGAGCAGCAGCGUGUGAAGCGGGGCACCAGCCCGAGGCCCCCUGAGGGAGGCCUGGGCUAUAGCCAGCUGGGUGACGACGACCUGAAGGAGACGGGCUUCCACCUUACCACCACAAACCAGGGGGCCUCAGCCGCGGGCCCCGGUUUCAGCCUCAAGUUCUGAAGGUCACAGUAGACCCCGUCAUGGGGAGAACUCAGCCGGGACCACAGGCGCGGCUACUGCGGCUGGAGCUGCCAUGAGACUCAGAACUCCUCCUCUUAUUUCGUGCUCCACGUUUUGUUUUUGUAUUUUGGUUUGUAAAUUUGUAGAAUUAAAUCAUUUUCCUUGUUGUGGAGGAAAGAGCUGUGUUUUCAGGUCUCCCUGACUUGCCCAGGGAGGAGAGGGUGGGCAUCUGCAGGCACCUACUUGGGGCAGCACAAACCCCCACACGCCCUGUCCCAUUCUCGACACACCGGGCUGGCUGGGCCGUGAUUUGGAGCAGGUGGGGGUCGGGUGGAUUGUUUCAUCUUUGGAGCUGGAGACCUGUUUCUGUGUUGGGAUGAGUGAUGCUUUCCUGCCCCAACUCCCUCGUCCAGACCAGCCCUGUCCACACAGGCCCCCGGCCCCCAACCCCCAGCCCCAGGUAUUCUGGCAGCCUCAGCAGGUUUUUAUACAAGGUUGUUACGAGUUUUAAAAUGUAUUAAAAUAUUCUUGGAGGAAA
Messenger RNA from Cercocebus atys (sooty mangabey), 3123 nucleotides. Its product is annotated as cyclin-dependent kinase 11B. NCBI's taxonomy places the organism in Eukaryota, Metazoa, Chordata, Mammalia, Primates, Cercopithecidae. The coding region runs from base 849 to 2585 and encodes 578 amino acids. The transcript is spliced from 15 exons. Gene Ontology annotation, cellular component: nucleus. Gene Ontology annotation, molecular function: ATP binding; cyclin-dependent protein serine/threonine kinase activity. The record is from RefSeq and is a predicted model, not a curated record. Gene Ontology annotation, biological process: protein phosphorylation; regulation of mitotic cell cycle.